Molecule: messenger RNA, 4065 nt
Organism: Thalassophryne amazonica
Lineage: Eukaryota; Metazoa; Chordata; Actinopteri; Batrachoidiformes; Batrachoididae
Product: CREB-binding protein-like
Exons: 17
Coding region: 69-3014 (981 amino acids)
Biological process (GO): positive regulation of transcription by RNA polymerase II
Cellular component (GO): transcription regulator complex; nucleus; histone acetyltransferase complex
Molecular function (GO): zinc ion binding; protein binding; histone acetyltransferase activity
Source: RefSeq, a predicted model, not a curated record
GAAAAAGAAACGGGACGUGAGGGCGGUAGCAACGGCAGUUGUGGCUUGGUUGUUUUUGACGCUUCACAAUGGCUACACACUCUACUGAGGACAGUUCUGCUUCAGUGAUGGACAUUCAGGAGCCACUGGUGGUGGAGGAAAUGAUGUCUGAACCCCAUGAAGAAGAGGGAGCAGCAAGCUGUGCAACAUUCUCAUCCCCAUCUCAGCCUCACAGGAAAAUUUUUAAACCUGAAGAGAUGCGACAGGCUCUCAUGCCAACUUGGGAGGCACUGUACAGCCAGGAUCCUGAAUCGCUACCUUUCAGACAGCCAGUUGAUCCUGUGCUUCUGGACUUACCAGACUACUUUGACAUUAAGAUCCCAGUAGACCUAUCUAUAAUAAAGCGCAAGCUGGAUGCAGGUCAAUAUCAGGAACCAUGGCAGUAUGUUGAUGAUGUUUGGCUCAUGUUCAACAAUGCCUGGCUAUCCAACUGCAAGACUUCAGAUGCCUACAAGUGCUCCAAACUCGCGAAGGUGUUUGAAUUAAAGAUCAACCCUGUCAUGCAGGCUCUGGGCUAUUGCUGUGGGAGAAAGUACGGGUUCUCUCCUCAAACACUAUGUUGCUAUGGCAAACAACUAUGCAUAAUCCCUCCUGGAGGCACGUACUACAGUUUCCAGAACAGAUACUAUUUCUGUGACAAGUGCUUCAUUGAGAUCCAGGGUGAGAGUGUGACAUUUGAAGAUGACCUUGAACAGCCACAGAUAAUAUUGAAAGACCAGCUUGAAAGGAAGAAGAAUGAUUUAUUGGACCCUGAACUGUUUGUUGACUGUAAGGAUUGUGGGCGGAAGAUGCACCAGAUAUGCGUCUUGCACUGUGAAGCCAUUUGGGAAUCUGGAUUCAUCUGUGACAACUGUUUGAAGAAGAGUGGAAAAACACGAGAGGAAAACAAGUUUUCUGCGAAACGGCUACAGUCGACAAAAUUGGGAAAGUACAUAGAAGAUCAUGUGAAUAAAUACUUGAGUCAGAACCACCCAGAGGCAGGACAGGUGUUUGUUCGAGUGGUGGCUAGCUCUGACAAAACAGUGGAGGUUAAACCAGCCAUGAAAGCCAGGUUUGUGGACACAAGUAAAAUGCCUGGAGCCUUUCCUUACAGAACCAAAACCCUUUUUGCCUUUGAGGAGAUUGAUGGUGCAGAUGUGUGCUUCUUUGGGAUGCAUGUGCAGGAGUACGGCUCAAAAUGCCCAGUUCCCAACACAAGGCGGGUGUACAUAUCAUACCUGGACAGUGUUGAUGUCUUUAGACCUCAGAUUCUGACGACAACAGUGUGCAGUGAAAUCCUCAUUGGCUAUCUGGAUUAUGUCAAGAAGCUUGGGUAUGUCCAGGCCCACAUCUGGGCAUGUCCACCUAGUGAAGGGGAUGACUACAUAUUCCACUGCCAUCCUCCUGACCAGAAGAUCUUAACACCUGAGAUGCUGCAGGAGUGGUACAGGAAGACGUUGGAUAGUGCUGUUGCAGAGAAGAUUGUGCAUGACUACAAGGACAUCUUCAAACAGGCAACAGAGGACCAUCUGACCAGCGCCAGUGAGCUGCCUUACUUUGAGGGAGAUUUCUGGCCCAACAUGCUGGAGCAGAGCAUUAAGGAGCUGGAGGAGGAGGAGAGGCAGACAGAUGAAAACGCAGCCACCUGUGAAACUCCUGAGGGUACACAAUGUGACAGCACAAAUGCUGAGAAGAAGUACAAAAAGGGGACACAUAAUAAGAGCAGCAUCAGUGAAGCCAAUAAACCUGGGAUGCCAACUGUAGCCAAUGAUCUGUCCCAUAAGCUCUAUACCACCAUGGAAAGACACAAAGAGGUCUUCUUUGUGAUUCACCUCCACUCCAGCCCGAUAGCCAACAGCCUGCCACCCAUUGUUGACCCUGACCCCUUGUUCUCCUGUGAUCUAAUGGACGGCCGUGAUGCCUUCCUGACGUUGGCCAGGGACAAACAUUGGGAGUUCAGCUCUUUGAGGAGGUGUAAGUGGAGCACACUGUGCAUGUUGGUUGAGCUCCACAACCAGUGCCAGGACCGCUUUGUCUACACGUGUAAUGAGUGUAAGCACCAUGUGGAGACACGCUGGCACUGCACAGUCUGUGAGGAUUUUUAUCUGUGUAUUAACUGCUACAACACCAAGGGCCAUGAGCAUCAGAUGGUGAAGCGGGGCCUUGAUCUGGAUGAUGACAGCAACAGUCAGAGUGGAGAGGCCUCAAAACGCCCACAAGAAAGCCAGCGCUUUAGUAUCCAACGCUGCAUUCAGUCUCUGGUCCACGCUUGUCACUGUCAUGAUGCCAUCUGUUCUCUGCCAUCCUGCAAAAAGAUGAAGAGAGUGGUGAAGCACAACAAAAGUUGCAAGUGCAGUGCCAAUGGUGGAUGCCCUGUGUGCAAACAACUUAUUGCUUUAUGCUAUCACCAUGCAAAGCGAUGCCAGGACAAAACAUGCCUUGUCCCACUUUGUCAAAACAUCAAGCGCAAGCUUCACCAACAGAAAAUACGGCAGUGGUUCCAGCAGUUUCUGUUGAUGAAGCAAAUGACCACAGCACAAAGUGGAACCAUGCGCCUACCAGCCCCUCCAUCCUUAUCUGGCCCCACAAACACCCCACAGACACCUCGGCAGCCACUUUUCAGCCAACCACAGUUUCGCAGCUCUGCAGGGGUUGCAUCUCCUUCCCUUUCCACUGCACCACACAGUGACCAGCCUGGCACAGCCCCAGGAGUUUGGCCUGGACCUACACGUCCCCUGCAGGCAGCAGAGCAACAACAGUCAAGGCUUCCCCAAAGCCGGCCCCGAAGGGAACCUUUCUUGCCGCAGGUGCACCUUCCUCCGCAGCUUCAUACUUUGCUUCAGACGCCUGAUGCAGUUCCACAUGGCACCAUGGAGGAGCUUCUCCGUGCCGUGAGGUCUCCCACCUCUCCUCAACAGCAAGCUCAAGUCUUGAGUAUCUUGAGGUCAAACCCCUAUCUAACAGCUGCUUUCAUCUAUCGGCGAAUGACUAAGUAGGUAAACUAGCAACAGCAGCCUGGUAUGCCAGUAAUACAGGCCAUGGUGAUACCAGUAGCAGUACAGAGGCCUGAAAUGCUCCUCCUGCAGCCUCCCAUUUGAGUUUGGCUGCUAUAUUGGCUCAUGGACAAAUAAAUCCAACACACAGCCCCAACACCCAGAUCCAGCUUCUUUUCCUUCAGCAGCUUCUAAGACAGCAGCAACAGGUGGUGAUGUCUCACAAACACUUCAGCUCCCUGUUCAGUGUACAGUCGCAACUUAUUCCCAGCACCACAUGCAGCAGCAACAGAUAGCCACGCAAGAGGUGGUGGGGAACCAACGGGACGACAUCCACCAUGGUACAGAUAGAACAGCCCAACAUGGGCAAGGACUUCAUCCAGAAAUACAGCUACAGUUUUCUACACCUGUGAGACAAAGUUUUUAUUUUCCAAGCUACUAACAUGAUUCAGGCUGCACAAUAUAUUUCAGCAUUGUUUUUGAUGUGCACAUGCGCAAUAGCUAGACUUGUGAAGCGCUGUGUUAAAUUAGGCAAAUUGAACUUGUUAGCCAACCUCUUGAGUUGCUUGAUUUAUUAAAGAAACAAAAUUUUGAUCUUCUAUGACUAAUCUGAGUGUUCUAUCUGAUGCACUGUAAUUUACUCCAGUUAGGGUUCUUGCAAGUUUAGUUUGAAUUUGUUUUUUCCCCUGCUAGUAAUCUAAUGCAGAUGCUGCAUCUCAAGCUAACUGCAGUUUGUCACAAUCUUUCUGUGCCUGUCACUGUUGAAUUGUAGGGAAAGAGGUUCCAGGAAAUAUGAGCCUGGGCACCACAAUUGCACAAAUCCAACCUGUGUCUAUAAUAUUUACAUUUACAUUGUCACUUCGCAAAAUACUCCAAGUUGAUUUAAAUUUGAGCUAAUCUGACAACAUUUGUAAUAUUCAAAAGUUUUGUUGUGAAAAGUGGGAACCCAAGGACCGUAUACAACCCCUGGCAAAAAUAAUGGAAUCACCGGCCUCGGAGGAUGUUCAUUCAGUUGUUUAAUUUUGUAGAAAAAAAGCAGAUCACAGACAUGACA